Heterocephalus glaber (naked mole-rat) is the source of this 2351-nucleotide messenger RNA. It is a transcript of the gene Smap1, whose product is annotated as small ArfGAP 1. Gene Ontology annotation, cellular component: cytoplasm. The record is from RefSeq and is a predicted model, not a curated record. Gene Ontology annotation, molecular function: metal ion binding; GTPase activator activity. Lineage: Eukaryota; Metazoa; Chordata; Mammalia; Rodentia; Bathyergidae. Gene Ontology annotation, biological process: regulation of clathrin-dependent endocytosis.
GGGGCACGUCGGCGCCGCCCCUCCUCCUUCGCCUCCGCCGCCACCGCGGCUUCCUGGGUUGAGUCGCCCGUGGCCCAGCGGCGCCAGGUGUGUCCGCCCCUCCGGACUUUUGCGCGCUCUCACCGCUGCCGCUGCCGAGAUGGCGACGCGCUCCUGCCGGGAGAAGGCUCAGAAGCUGAACGAGCAGCACCAGCUCAUCCUGUCCAAACUGCUGCGGGAGGAGGACAACAAGUACUGCGCCGACUGCGAGGCUAAAGGUCCCCGAUGGGCUUCCUGGAAUAUUGGUGUGUUUAUUUGCAUCAGAUGUGCUGGAAUUCAUAGAAAUCUUGGGGUUCAUAUAUCCAGGGUCAAGUCAGUCAACCUAGACCAAUGGACACCAGAACAGAUACAGUGCAUGCAAGAUAUGGGAAAUACUAAAGCAAGACUACUCUAUGAAGCCAAUCUUCCAGAGAACUUUCGAAGACCACAGACAGAUCAAGCAGUAGAAUUUUUCAUCAGAGAUAAAUAUGAAAAGAAGAAAUAUUAUGAUAAAAAUGCUAUAGCUAUUACAAAUAUUUCCUCCUCUGAUGCACCUCUUCAGCCUCUAGUAUCUUCUCCUUCUCUGCAAACUGCUGUUGAGAAAAACAAAUUGGAGAAAGAAAAGGAGAAGAAAAAGGAAGAGAAAAAGAGAGAAAAGGAGCCAGAAAAGCCUACAAAACCACUUACAACUGAAAAGCUACAGAAGAAAGAAGAUCAACAAUUGGAGCCUAAAAAAAGUACCAGCCCUAAAAAAGCUGCAGAGCCCACUGUUGAUCUUUUAGGACUUGAUGGCCCUGCCGAGGCACCAGUGACCAACGGGAACACAGCCGCGCUGCCGGCCCUGGGUGAUGACCUGGACAUCUUUGGCCCGAUGAUUUCUAACCCUUUGCCUGCAGCUGUCAUGCCCCCAGCUCAGGGGAAUCCCUCUGCACCAGCAGCUGCUGCCCUGUCUGCAGUCACAUCUGGGGAUCUGGACCUGUUCACUGAGCAAACUACAAAACCAGAAGAAGUAGCAAAGAAACAGCUCUCCAAAGACUCCAUCUUAUCUCUGUAUGGGACGGGGACCAUUCAGCAGCAAAGCACUCCUGGUGUGUUUAUGGGACCCACAAAUAUACCAUUUACCUCACAAGCACCAAGCACAUUUCAAGGUUUCCCGGCGAUGGGUGUGCCUGCGGCUCCUGGCCUCCUGGGAAAUGUGAUGGGUCCAAGCACAAGCAUGAUGGUGGGCGUGCCCAUGCCCAACGGGUUCAUGGGAAAUGCACAAACCGGCGUGAUGCCCCUUCCUCAAAAUGCUGGUGGCUCCCAAGGAGGAAUGGUGGGGCAGAUGGGGACGCCCCAGAGUAAGUUCGGCCUGCCACCAGUGCAGCAGCCCCAGUGGGGCCUUUCUCAGAUGAACCAGCAGAUGGCGGGCAUGGGCAUCAGCAGCGCCAGCUCCACGCCGGGCCCCGGCCUGCCCCCCAGCACCACGGCGGGCUGGCCCGGGAGCUCGUCGGGCCAGACGCUGAGCACGCAGCUGUGGAAGUGAAGUCAGUGAAGCUCCAUGCAGAAUGAACCCCUGACAUUCCUUGCUAAAUGCGUCUAGUUCCCCUGUUCACUCAUGUACAUACAAUUCUGUUCUCUCUCCCCGCACGGUUCGUAGUAACAAUGACCUGAUCGACCGUGGUGGUCCGUACUGAUUACAUUUUGAUGUGGUGAAAGGCAGGUUGAGAAACCAUUUUAUGUCAAGGGCAGCUCUGCUCAUAUUUCUCAUGAUUUCAUAGCCACAUUAUUUGAGAAGCUGCCCAGUCAACUUGCAUAAUCAGUUUUAGUCUCAAUAAAAUUAUAGCUCUAAUGUUUGCAUAUAAGGGAAGUAGUAUGUUAGUAAUACCUCUAACAGUAUAAAUCCCUCCCCAAAUUAGCCAGUAAUCUGUAGGAAGGUACUGUAUGAUCAAAUGUUUAAUCAUAUAAAUAGAAUGUAAAUGUAUCACUAAGCACUGUUUUCUAGUGUAUCAAAAUCCUUUUAUUUUAUCAUUCACCUCACUGUGCUAUUGUUACGAUGUGCUUAACAAGGAACGUGGUUAGUGAAAGGAAGAUAAACCUGGAUGUUAUUAUAGAACUUAAUGAAUGUUAAAAGAAUUCAAAUUUUAUCUGCCUCUUCAGUUUGGAUCUCUAAUGUACAUAGUGCUAAAACAUGAAGACCUUUUUCUGCACUAUAUGCUAACAGGGUAACUAAAACAAAGCUACUUUCAAUCCUUGAGGGUAUAUCCAGGUUUAUGACAGUAAUUGUGUUUACAUUUUAUGGUGCCUAGUAUUGACAAAAUGUUAUUUCCCUAUAUUAAACAGAUGAAUCCAUA